Nicotiana attenuata is the source of this 2011-nucleotide messenger RNA. Its product is annotated as cell division cycle 20.2, cofactor of APC complex-like. Lineage: Eukaryota; Viridiplantae; Streptophyta; Magnoliopsida; Solanales; Solanaceae. The transcript is spliced from 4 exons. Gene Ontology annotation, cellular component: anaphase-promoting complex. The record is from RefSeq and is a predicted model, not a curated record. Gene Ontology annotation, molecular function: anaphase-promoting complex binding; protein binding; ubiquitin ligase activator activity. Bases 345 to 1709 code for a protein of 454 amino acids. Gene Ontology annotation, biological process: positive regulation of ubiquitin protein ligase activity; anaphase-promoting complex-dependent catabolic process; positive regulation of anaphase-promoting complex-dependent catabolic process.
UAGCCGUUGUAUCAUACAAAAUGCAAAAACCCUAGAAUCCUCGACUAGCCGUUUGAAAAGAAAUAUUACAACUGAGACUCAAAGCCAUAAACCCAUAAAUUGAAAAGAGAGGGGAGCGUCUCAUCAAUUCUUCAUUGGGUCCUCCAUCUUCUCUCUUCUCAAUUCUCAACCAACCACUCAACAAGCGCUAUUCUAUUCGUCUCUUUUUAUUACUUUCUUGUUCUUUAAUUAAUCUGUCUAUAACCCUGAUCUUAGUUUUUGCAGGCUUUGAUAAUCUUGUUUUAUUUCACACAUAUUACUUUGUUUUUUUUUUUUUUGUUUUGUUUUUGUUUUGUGCUAACACAAUGGAUACAGGAUAUUUGAGUUCUGCAUCAGCAAGUAAGACCAGAUCUCGUUGCCCUCUUCAGGAACAACUUCUUCACAGGAGAAAUUCUUCUCAAAAUUUGGAUAGGUUCAUUCCGAAUCGAUCAGCGAUGGAUAUGGACUAUGCACAUUACAUGUUGACAGAGGCAAAGAAAGGUAAGGAAAAUCCAGCUGUUGACUCUCCCUCCAGAGAGGCAUAUAGGAAGCAGCUUGCAGAAACAUUCAACAUGAACAGAUCUCGUAUACUGGCAUUCAAGAACAAGCCACCCACUCCUGUUGAGGCCUUUCCCAAUGAAUUCUCAUCAUCUGUUCAACAGGCCAAGCCUGCUAAACCCCGUCGACACAUUCCUCAGACUUCUGAAAGGACACUAGAUGCUCCGGAUCUAGUCGAUGACUACUAUUUGAAUUUAUUAGAUUGGGGCAGCAGUAAUGUUCUUUCUAUUGCUCUAGGCAGCACUGUAUAUCUGUGGGAUGCAUCUGAUGGUGCCACUUCAGAGCUGUUCACUGCUGAUGAAGACAAUGGUCCUGUUACAAGUGUAAAAUGGGCUCCUGAUGGUAGACAUAUUGCUGUUGGUCUGAACAAUUCUGAUGUUCAGCUCUGGGAUACAACAGCAAAUCGACUGCUGAGAACUUUGAGAGGUGGUCACCGAUCCCGAGUUGGCGCUCUAGAUUGGAACAAUCACAUUUUGACAACAGGGGGAAUGGACGGUCAGAUCAUAAACAACGAUGUGAGAGUGAGAUCCCCAAUUGUUGACACUUACCAAGGACAUCAUCAAGAAGUUUGUGGUUUAAAAUGGUCAGCCUCUGGACAACAAUUAGCAAGCGGUGGAAAUGAUAACCUUCUUCAUAUAUGGGACAGAUCAAUGGCUUCUUCCAACUCUACAACACAGUGGCUUCACAGACUUGAAGAUCAUACAGCUGCUGUUAAGGCCCUUGCUUGGUGUCCUUUCCAGGGUAAUUUAUUAGCCUCUGGUGGUGGUGGAGGUGACCGGUCCAUUAAGUUCUGGAACACUCAUACUGGUGCUUGUGUGAACUCUAUUGAUACGGGAUCUCAGGUUUGUGCCCUGCUAUGGAACAAGAAUGAACGCGAGCUCCUAAGUUCUCAUGGUUUCACUAAGAAUCAGCUCACUCUUUGGAAAUAUCCUUCCAUGGUUAGGGUAGCUGAGCUUACUGGUCACACAUCCAGAGUACUUUUCAUGGCACAAAGUCCAGAUGGUUGCACAGUGGCAUCUGCAGCUGGGGAUGAAACUCUUAGAUUCUGGAAUGUAUUUGGAACUCCUGAAGUUGCAAAGCCUGCACCAAAAGCCAACCCUGAGCCAUUUGCUCACUUGAACCGUAUUCGAUGAAUUUAUUGUGUGGAGUGACGGAAUUCUAUCAUGCACAAAUGCUGGAUCAAACGACUGAAUGUAUAUAAAAUAGUUGUUUGCUCAAGUUGCUGCAAGAAUUUUUCUUGGUCAUCUAUAGUGACAAAAAAACCACGUGUAAGAUUUUUAACAUAAAACAAUUGUAUUGUAAAUUGGUUUUUGCAUAAGAUAGACAGGGUAGUCAAACAUGCCUGCCCUGCUAAUAUAGACUCUGUGUUGGAAAGGAGUUGUGUCUUUAUUGUGAUUAGAUAAAAUUUCCGUUAAAUAUUUUACACAAUUCAAUA